This is a messenger RNA of Symbiodinium necroappetens, 2249 nucleotides long. The record is from the annotation of a GenBank genome assembly. Lineage: Eukaryota; Dinophyceae; Suessiales; Symbiodiniaceae.
GACAUGGCUGAGGAAACCUCUGCACAUGGUGCUCUCCAUGUGCUCUUUCAGCAGACAAUGACCCUCUUGAAGGAUGAGAUUGACCACAAAGGUCCUGAUGGCCGUGCUCGAUACACUGAUGUUUGUGAAUGGCUGUCCAGUAAGAUUGCAACUCCAGAGCAGCGAGGUGUGCAUGGGCAGGCCCUUCGAGGCCUCUUCCUGGAUUGCUCGUCAGCCCUGGGAUUCUCUCAGACAACAGAACACCAGGAGUUCUACCCUGACAUUGCAGACUACAAGACUGGAAGCGGUCCAUCUGCCACCCCAACAAGGUUUAAGCUGCGACUGUGGCAGCUGGGUGUUGCUGAGGUUUCCCAUGUGAAGGGUGCACCGCCUCUGCAUGGUAUCAGAGACUGCAUGCAGAAAUUCUUGGUGACUUCAGGAGCAGAGACAGACAAGUACCCUUUGGAGGUGCUUUUGCACUGGCCACAGGUGGACAGCAGGUUCGACCGCAUUGUGACACAGAAGCAGAACCUUGGCUCCAGAAAGACACGGCACGACCUGCUGCAGGAGGCCAUCUCGAAGCACAACAGGCAAGCAGUGGGGAAGGCCAGGGUGAACCCGGAUGAGAUUUCGGCCCUGUAUGUGUUCGACCAGGCGCCACAGUCUGUACGCCGACUGCUCAAGGUGAUUUGGGGGACAGAGGCCCCCCAGUACACAGCCAUCACUCUGGGCUGCAUUGCAAUGCCUCAUUUCAAUCCAGGCAAGCCACAGUUGGGGCUUCUUCGAGUCCAGCGGGAAGCCAACCCAUUGUGGUAUGAGAUUUGCAGGCAUUCAUGGGCCAAGGUGGAGGAGACAUUUGUCAGGAUGCAGGCCAAGUGGGACAUGAAGAUCAAGGAGUACUUGGACCGAAAUCAGGACAUGAUGAGGGCACAUCGAACAGCAGUCCAGCGCUACAGUGUCCAGACAAUUGCUGCUGAGUGUGAGUGGCAAAAGUCCAAGCAGGCUGCAGUCGAGGCAUCAUGGACAGAGCACCAGGUCUAUUUUCAAGUGGGUGUGGGCAAGACUUGCAGUGCUGCAGUCCCAGUCAUUGGAGUCCUCAAUGUUCCUAUGCUGGGGAAUGCGGCCAGUGCAGUCAUCAAGCAGAUGACCGGCAAGAUUUCAGUGGAACUGUCCCACAGUCCCAACACACUGAUGUACAUCAUUGUCCCCCCGAACCAGCCUGUGCAUGGAGUUGGAAGAGUCUCCAAGAAUGAGCGUGAUCAGAAGGUUCUGGCCCACCAGCUGUUGUGGAAGAGUGAGCUGGAGACUAUGGAUAAUGCAAUCAUCCUGAGAGCAUCUGCAUUGUUUGAUGUCGAAACAAUGUACAGUGAUGAACGAGACUUGGGCAUUGAAUUGUGGGUGGUGCUGCCACAGGGACCUCCUGCAGCAGAGACUGGAGAUGAUGGGAUGGCAGUCCUACAGUCCCCUGCUUCAACACAGUCCCAAGGCUCACAGUCCACAGUCUCACAGUCCUUGCAGUCCAUUCAGUCCAAGAAUGUUUUUGCAAGCUCUGUCCUUGUGAAGAGGAAGGCAAUCCCAGGUUUGGUGCAUUGCAUGGAGCGCAGCAAGAUGCAGAACUUUGGCAAGGACCUCUCAUUUGCCCAGGGUGGGGCCACCAAUGGAGAUAUGGACUUGGAGCGAAAAUUGACUUCAAUAUUUCGGGAAAGCAGAAGCUUUCUCAUGGACAUGAUUAUGGCAGCUGUGAAGGGCACCAAGAUGAGUCGGAGCCACACUGUCAUUGUCAAGGAUGUUGCACCAUAUGAUGCAGAGCUGGCUGUGACUGUUGCUAGUCUCAAUGCAGUCACCCCGAGGACCUGGCCUGACUUCAGUUAUGUUGGUUCUUCAUGGGUUGGCAACCAGGGUUUCAAGGAGCAGGUGGCAAGCAACAUUGAAGCAGUCAUUGCUGAGCAUGUCAAGGCUGCCAUUGGACGUGGUGAGUACCCCCUGGCCAGGCUUCCAGAUGGAGUAUCCCAGGCCCCAGUCCCACAGUCCCACGGUCCACCACAGCUCAACCUGGAAGACUUCAAGUUGACUUUGCCAUCCCCGAACAAUGAGCUUCUACUUUUGAUGGACACUGUUUCCAAAGGGAAGCGCUGCAACAAGGUGGUUCUGCCUGAGACAGAGAUGUGGAAGGGAAUGUCGUGGCCUGAUAUUUUGAAGAAGCACAAUGAUGAGUUCAACCCUUCAGGGACAAUCCGUCAGAAACGUGAUGCAGAAGUCCCUGUCCAGGA